GCCACAGCAGUAUGGUCUAGUAGCGGAUUCAACAUGAAAUGCUUCACGUGCCUGCUCUCUCUGUGUCUUUUCUCUCGGUCUGUGGAUGCUGAUGGAAAUGGAUACUUCAUGUAUGCCGACUUCUGGUGUGCCAUGUACUCCAGAGACCGGGAAAAGGUGGAAUAUCUGGUUGACUGGUACUUUAACGAAGAGUUCAUGAUGCAGUACAACAGCACCGUCGGGAGCUGGACGGGCUUCACUCCAGCUGGAUUAGUGUCUGCGUCGAUGUUAAACGAGGACAAGCAUGAUCUUCUGCAGAGGAGAGUGGAGAAGGAACUGAUAUGUGUCGACCAUGUCAAUUUGAUAUUUAACAUAACUGAGGAGAACAUGGCUGAACCCAGCAUCACGCUUGUGGAGACGUCCAGCUCCAGCCACGACAUCAUGCUGGUGUGCAGCGCAUAUGACUUCUACCCCAAAUACAUCAGGGUGACGUGGCACAGGAACGGACAGGAAGUGACCUCGGGCGUGACCUUUAGCGAGGUGAUGACAAACGGAGACUGGACCUAUCAGGUCCACUCUUACCUGGAGUACACACCUGGCCGGCAGGACAGGGUUAGCUGUAUGGUGGAGCAUGUCAGCCUCAGGAAGCCAAAGAUUUAUAACUGGGAUUCUUCCAUGCAUCAGUCUGAGAGAAGCUUCCUGAUUGGUGGAGCCUCUGCCCUGCUGUUGGGAGCAGUGUUACUGUUCUCGGGACUGGUCCACUACAGGAGGAAAAGCUCUGAUCCACGAUUUUCAAACGCUUUAUAACUAGUUUAGCUAAUUUUAAACAUACACUCACCUAAAGGAUUAUUAGGAACACCAUACUAAUACCAUGUUUGACCCUAUCCUAUCA
Molecule: messenger RNA, 871 nt
Organism: Perca flavescens (yellow perch)
Lineage: Eukaryota; Metazoa; Chordata; Actinopteri; Perciformes; Percidae
Product: rano class II histocompatibility antigen, A beta chain
Exons: 4
Coding region: 34-786 (250 amino acids)
Biological process (GO): immune response; antigen processing and presentation
Cellular component (GO): membrane; MHC class II protein complex
Source: RefSeq, a predicted model, not a curated record